Messenger RNA from Globicephala melas (long-finned pilot whale), 1521 nucleotides. RefSeq names its product corneodesmosin (gene CDSN). Lineage: Eukaryota; Metazoa; Chordata; Mammalia; Artiodactyla; Delphinidae. Gene Ontology annotation, molecular function: protein homodimerization activity. The record is from RefSeq and is a predicted model, not a curated record. Gene Ontology annotation, biological process: skin morphogenesis; cell-cell adhesion.
AUGGGCUCUGCACGAGCAUCCCGGAUAGGGCUUGUGGGAGGGCGGGGGAUGUUGGCAUUGCUGCUGGCCAGUCUCCUCCUGCAAGGGACCUUGGCCAAGAGCAUUGGGACCUUCUCAGACCCCUGCAGGGACCACACGAGUAUCACCUCCCCCAGUGACCCCUGUCUCCUGGGGAAGGGGAGCUCCAGCAGCUUCAGUAGCCAAAGUGGCUCCAGCAGUUCCAGCAGUUUUCUUUCGAGUUCCAGUGGCUCCCAUGGUGGCUCCCGUGGUGGCUCCAGUGGCGGCUCCAGUGGCUCCCGUGGCGGCUCCAGUGGCGGCUCCAGCGGGUCCAUUGCUACCCAGGGUCGUUCUUCAGGAUUUCCGUUAUUUAAGCCAGGAACGGGGUAUUCGCAGAUAAGCUACUCCUCUGGACCUAGCCCUAGUCUACAGGGUGCAUCUAGUUCCUCCCAAUCAGGAAGCCUCAGCUCCCAGUCUGGAGGAGGCUCGAGCUCUUCUGUUUCCCAGAUCUCCUCGAUGUCCAGCAGCAGUGGCCAGGAGGUCAACGCCAAGCUGAGUCCCUGUAGUUCCAACAUCCCUGACUCUCCCUGCAGUGGGGGACCCAUCGUCUCGCACUCUGGCCCCUACAUCUCCAGCUCCCAUUCUGUGUCUGGGGGUAAAAUGCCUGGAGUGCUGGUGGUGGAGCAGCACGGCUCUGGUGGCCCCAGAGUGGGUCAAAGCGUCCCCUGUAGCAAUGGUGGCCUUCCGGGGAAGCCCUGCCCCCCCAUCACCUCUGUAGGCAAAUAUGGCAGCUAUGAGGUGGUGGGUGGCUCCUCUGACAGUUAUCUGGUCCCAGGCAUGACCUACAUCAGGGGCAAAAUCUACCCGGUGGGCCACUUCAUCAAAGAGCACCCCAUCAAAGGCUCUCCAGGGGUUCCCUCCUUUGCAGCCGGGGCCCCCAUCUCUGAGGGCAAAUACUUCUCCAGCAUCCCCAUCAUCCCCAGCCACAGCUCUUCUAGUUCCAACAUCUACCAGUCGGGAGCUUCCUCGGCCAUUGUGUUCCAGCCGGUGGGCUCUGGUGGGGUCCUGCCCUAUGGCGUUGGCUCCAAGGGCUCUAAGGAGCCCUGCUCCCUCUCUAGCUCUGGAGUCCACAGCAGCUCUAGCCUUUCCAGCAGUUCUGGUUCAUCUUUCCAGCCCUGUGGUGGUGUUUCCCAGAGGCCCAGCUCCUCACCAGGCACUGGCUCCUUCAGUGGCAGCUCCAGCUCCCAAUCCCAUGGCAAAAUCAUCCUCCAACCCUGUGGCAGCAAGUCCAGCUCUUCUGGUCACUCUUGCAUUUCUGUCUCCUCUUCAACAUUGAGUAGGCGUCAAGCUGGCUCUUCCCAACAUGACCCCUCAGCUGGUGCCAAGCCCUGUGGCUUUGGCAGCUCUGGAACGAUCCCCUGCCACUCCAUCCGGGACAUCCUAACCCAAGCGAAACCCCUGGGGCCCCAGCUAGCUGACCCUGAAGUUCUCCUACCCCAGGGAGAGUUACCUAACAGUCCAUAA